Messenger RNA from Pseudonaja textilis, 721 nucleotides. Its product is annotated as bcl-2-like protein 15. The record is from RefSeq and is a predicted model, not a curated record. Gene Ontology annotation, biological process: regulation of apoptotic process. NCBI's taxonomy places the organism in Eukaryota, Metazoa, Chordata, Lepidosauria, Squamata, Elapidae.
AUGAACAAUUAAAUUAUGUUUGAAGAACAGACAAAAGAAAUUGUAGAAGGAUUAUUUACUACUGUUUACUCAAGGAAGGAAUAUCCUCUCCAGUCUAGAAAAAUGAUUGUAAUUGAAGACCUAGAACUGACAAGAUACAGGACCUGGACAAGUGUGCCUGCUGACCCAGAACUGAUAGGACACAGGGCCCAGGCAAGUGGGCCGGCAGUUGAUUCUACAAGCAGUUUUGAUCCAAUUGAUAUUGCCAUAUUACUGAGAUCCAUAAGAGAUCAGUACAAAGCAGAGUUGGAUGGCCAUGUGCAGGCAGUUAUUGCAGAGGAAAGCAUAACAAAGAUAAAGAAAUUUGGAGAAGUAACAGAAUCUCUCAGCAGGAAUUGGAUCAGUCAAACUCCUGGGCUAGAGUCUGAAAGAGUUUUUCUAGCUGCUGCUGUGAAGUUGUUUGAGAAACUUAUAAAGAAAACUCAUAGAGAUAAGGGCCAGAUAAACAUACUCACAGAAACAAUCAAUGGAAAUCCUGAACUGAGAGGCUAUAUUGAAAGACAGGGUGGUUGGGGUAAUCUUGGAAGAAGUCUAAACAGCCCAUAGUUUCUUGCUUCCAAUGUAAAAGACUCAUCUGCUAUUUUGGAGGAAAUAGAGCUGGAGAGUUGCUUCAAAUCUGAAAUGGAACUGCAAAUGAAUUGAAAAGGCAAUUCUGUGAAGAAACAAAAUAAAUUUAAUUAAU